Molecule: messenger RNA, 1887 nt
Organism: Penicillium daleae
Lineage: Eukaryota; Fungi; Ascomycota; Eurotiomycetes; Eurotiales; Aspergillaceae
Product: magnesium transporter CorA family protein
Exons: 3
Coding region: 1-1887 (628 amino acids)
Biological process (GO): intracellular magnesium ion homeostasis; magnesium ion transmembrane transport
Cellular component (GO): plasma membrane
Molecular function (GO): magnesium ion transmembrane transporter activity
Source: RefSeq, a predicted model, not a curated record
AUGUCUAGCAGCCACCGUUCUGAGAAGGACUUGUGCCUGACCCGGUACAGUACUCCAGUCCCCGAGCUGGAUGACCACCGCUUCCAUAUGAACGCCGGGCCUCGAGGCGAAUUGGCACCCGAACGUCCUGACCGGUUGCAGGUGCAAGAUGCCCUGCGCGAAGCCGCUCCCGUGUUUCGAGACUUUGAACAGGCCGUGAUCGAUGAUGAUCGCUCCGAGCUUGAUGUAGCGGGAAUGGGCCGACGCGUCUCGGUCGACCCCACGGCGAAUUUCCAUACGCCUCGGCGCAUCAGCUGCGUCCAGCAAGACCUGGUUGGAGGUACCAUCUCCCGCAGUUCAUCUGUCUCGGCGCGGUCUUCGUCGCCGCCCAACUCGGUCGAUGCCUUCGCUGACCCUCGUCGUCGGGAGCGCGCCAAUACUUUGGAAAGCCAUGCGCCCCCCGAUCUGGAGGCUAUGCUGCAGCGUACUGUUUCGGGAGGCACCCACGCGCGCCGUCCGACCUUCAGCAACGCUAGUGCCAUCCGGCCCCAGCCCGGUGACAUCUCGGUUUGUGCGCCGGAUGAGCCCGGUGUGCCGAUUACUUAUGACGAGCCCGGCCGUAUCCCGGUUAUCGACUAUGAGGAACUGGAGGAGUUUGUUGCCCUGAGCGAGCAAAGUAAGAUUGCUACGGGAACCAACAAAUGCCGCCGCAAGCAUAGCCUAAGUUCGCAAAGCAAGAAGCCCCGGAUCUUCUACGAUCUGCGCCCCGGUGCGAAGGGUCCUGGUUUGGAGAAUUUCAAGAUGGCCGAUUCGGCUGAUUCGUCGGAUACUUGCGACGCGUGUGAAGAGGUGGACGAAAAGAAGCCCAGCAAGGUCAUGGACGAGAAGGAGCUGACUACCGUGCACGCAGCUGAACUGGGAGAUUUGGUGCUCCCUGGUGACAGCUUCCGCGACUUGUUCCAGCUGGGCCCUGAGGGUGGUGUGUGGUGGUUGGACGUGGUCAACCCGACGGAGGAGGAGCUCGGGGCUAUUUCGCGGGCGUUCUCGAUUCACCCGCUGACCACGGAGGAUAUCCUGACACAGGAGGCGCGUGAGAAAGUGGAACUGUUCAAGCAGUACUACUUUGUCUGUUUCCGCACUUUCUACCAGAUGGACAAGACUAGUGAGGAGUUCCUGGAACCGGUCAACUUCUACAUGGUCGUGUUCCGGGAUGGAGUGCUGACGUUCUCCUUUGUGGACAACCCGCACGCUUCGAGUGUGCGCAAGCGUAUUGGUAAACUACGCGACUACGUCUCGCUCAGCAGUGACUGGAUUUGUUACGCCAUGAUCGACGACAUCGUCGAUAGCUUCGGUCCCGUCAUUCGGGAUGUCGAGCUCGAGUCCGAGGCGAUCGAGGAUCAUGUGUUCAUCGCACGCGUCGACGACUUUGAAUCCUUCCUGCCCCGCAUUGGCGGCCUGCGUAAGAAGGUUAUGAGUUUGAUGCGUCUGCUGGGAGGCAAGGCGGAUGUUAUUCGCGGGUUCUCCAAGCGGUGCAACGAGCAGUACUCGGUGACGCCGCGCGGCGACAUCGGACUGUAUCUGGGUGACAUUCAGGAUCACGUGGUGACUAUGAUGUCGAACCUGGCUCACUUUGAGAAGAUGCUCAGCCGCUCGCACACCAAUUACCUGGCCCAGCUUAAUGUGACCAACCUUGUGCUGGGCAACCAUGUCAACAAGGUGCUGAGCAAGGUCACGUUGAUCGCAACGAUUCUAGUUCCGAUGAACUUGAUCUGUGGUCUGUUUGGUAUGAACGUUAAUGUGCCGGGCAAGGAAGCCGGGGGCCUGGGAUGGUUCUUUGGUAUCAUGGGUGUAAUGGGAGCCAUUGUGGUUGUCAGCAUCUGCCUGGCAAGGUGGCAGAAGUUGGUAUAA